Molecule: messenger RNA, 2898 nt
Organism: Carassius auratus (goldfish)
Lineage: Eukaryota; Metazoa; Chordata; Actinopteri; Cypriniformes; Cyprinidae
Product: tetratricopeptide repeat protein 39B-like
Exons: 19
Coding region: 177-1931 (584 amino acids)
Molecular function (GO): protein binding
Source: RefSeq, a predicted model, not a curated record
GAACCAAACGUCACACCUCCGACCGCACCGUGAGCCUGAACCGAUUCCGCCGCCGGAGAUCCGCCUUCCGCAGACACAGCAGCGAGCGCACAAGGCGGAGAGACCCCGGACGGAUCCAGAUGUGUUACUGUUAAUGUAAGCAAUCAUUCCGCGCCGAACUCAGGGAAUCAAGCGCCAUGGCUCGGGUCGGUAACGGAGCGGACGGCGCGGAACCGGAGGAGGACUGUUUUGAAGAUGCUUUUGAUCGCAUUCCAGUGGCGUCUAAGAUGGAUCUGCGUACAUCUAUCGAGGAGUGCAGCUUGGCUCUGAACCUGGUCCUCAACAACAAGUUCUCUGAAGCGCUGGAUCUGCUCAGACCCUGGUGUAAGGACAGCAUGUAUCACGCUCUGGGCUACAGCAGUAUUCUGGCCAUGCAGGCCACCAUGACGUUCGAGCAGAAAGACAUCCAGGCCGGGAUGAGCACCAUCAAAGAGGCCUUACAGACCUGCCAGAGGUUUAGGAAGAAAAACUCUGUGGUGGGCUCCAUCUCCAGCCUGAUGUCCAAACAGUCUCCAGACAGCCUGAAAGCAGACGAGAUGCAUGCCGAGAUCUGCUACGCUGAGUGUUUGCUGCAGAAAGCCACGCUGACAUUCAUACAGGAUGAAAACAUGAUCAGUUUUAUUAAAGGAGGAAUCAAAAUACGCACAAGUUAUCAAAUCUACAAGGACUGCCAGAGUUUAUUGAACACGUCUCAGGGAGUGGGCGGAGACAGGGAGGCCUUCAGACAGUUUGAGGGCGGAGUCAAGCUGGGGAUUGGCUCCUUCAACCUGAUGCUGUCUUUAUUACCUGCACGAAUCCUGCGACUGCUGGAGUUUAUCGGCUUCUCAGGGAACAGAGAGUUUGGUUUGUCGCAGCUGCGGGACGGCGCUGGCAGCCACAGUCUCAGAUCCGUCCUGUGUGUGUUGACGCUGCUCUUCUAUCACACUUACGUCAGUCUGAUUCUGGGCACUGGUGAGGGGAAUCUGGUGGAGGCCGAGGCUUUAUUAGAGCCCUACAUAGAGCGAUUUCCACAGGGCUCAAUCAUUCUGUUUUACUCGGCUCGCACCGCGUUACUGAGAGGAAACUUUGAGAAGGCGCUGGUGAAGUUCCAGGAGUGUAUCUCCACACAGCAGCAGUGGCGUCAGAUCCAUCAUCUGUGUUACUGGGAGCUGAUGUGGUGUCACUCGUUCCAGCAGCAGUGGAGAGAGGCGUAUCGAUACGCAGAGCUGCUGUGCCGAGAGAGCCGCUGGUCUAAAGCCAUCUACGUCUAUCAGAAAGCUGCCAUCCUGAGCAUGAUGUGUGAGGAGGAGCUGAGGACGAGCGGAGAGGACGUGGUGGAGCUGUUCAGGCAGGUGGAGGGACUGAAGCAGCGGCUGGCCGGGAAAUCCAUCCCUACGGAGAAGUUCGCCGUCAGGAAAUCACGCAGAUACUCGUCAGCCACACCUGUUAAACUGGUGAUUCCUGCGCUGGAAAUGAUGUAUGUGUGGAACGGCUUCACUAUAGUUGGAAAACGUGCAGAUGUCACUGAGAGUUUACUGAUCACCAUCGAGAGAGCAGAGGAGCAGCUGCGCAACGAUCCCAACCCAUCUGAGUUCCACCCUGACGAUCAGUGUCUGGUUCAGAUGUUGAAGGGUUUGUGUUUGAAGCAUCUGGGCCGACUGCUGCAGGCUGAGCUGUGCUUCACACAGGUGCUGAGCAGUGAGAAGCGCAUCCGUUAUGAUCACUAUCUGAUCCCCUUCACUCUCUAUGAGCUGGGCUUACUCUACAAGCAGCAGGGCGAUUACAUCAAAGCCACACGCUACAUCGAGGACGCCAAGUUGAAUUAUAAGGACUAUUCAAUGGAGUCUCGUCUUCAUUUCCGCAUCCACGCGGCUCUCAGCAGUCUGAAGGGUUCUCCGACAAACUCUCCGUGAUGAGCAGACGAUCAGCGCUGACGUCCGAAGAACACAAGCACAUCACGACCGUCACCGAAGCACCAAAGCUAGUGUACCUCGAACCGGAAGAUUUGAACUCUCAUUUGUCCUCGUAGUUUAAAUACAGUCUUACGUUUGUUCAGCCAAUCAGACGGCUGAAGAAAGUUGCUGGCGUCCAAUCAGAAAACAGCUGCUGUAAUGAAUGUAUCGUUAUAUUUUAAAGACCAAAUAUGUUUUUUCUGUCUGUGUGUCUUACAUUGUGUGUGUGUUUCUGCACAGCUGUAGACGUCGAGUGUCUUUGUACAUGUAUCGUUCACAUUAAUUACAGUCUUAUAAGAUUAUUAAGCUGAUUACAAGUUUAGACGCUUCAAGCAAUUCACAAAAUUCAUAUUCAUUUGAAAGCAAUAAUAAUCAGCCAACAAUCACGCUGAGAGGAAACAUUUUAUUUUCUAGAAAUGGUUUUUUUUUGCUCUCUUUGAACUGUAAGUAUAAACGUUUAUUUUGAAUGCUUUAAAUGUAGCAGGUGGGACUGUUUUUAUUUUAUUUUGCAUGUUCUAGUUUUAAUGUAUAAAAGCAAAUAUGUAUUACAAUAAUCAAAUACAGUUGAUACUAUUUUGGAAACAUGUUUUUUUUUCUUUAAAUCUCAAGUGCACUGAAAAAAAAAAAAAAGAAAUAUUUUUUUUCCCACGUUUUUGUCCUUUUAUAUAUGGAAAAUGACAAAAAUGCUGGAAAAAAAAAUAGUUUAUGCAUUAUGUACAUAAUAAUAAGCAGGUUUCUGCUUUGAGAGUGUUGCCUGAUUAUGUUAAAUGAUUAUGUGCUUCUGAAUAUGAAUUCUCAUUAAACAAGCUCUUGUCAAGUGUGCAAUGAAAAAACACCUUAAACACUUACUGUAUGAGCUUGUUUUCAGAGAAUGAAUAAUUAUAAUAGACUUCUAUAAUGUAAAUAAAGAUAAGUGCACGGUUUCUUC